AUGUUGGGGACGCAGGAAGCAAUCCGCCAGAGCCAGGCGAAGGAGAAGCGCGAGGAGCAUCGAGCCCGUAGAUGCAACCUCAUAGUCGGCUGCGUCAGGACCUCAGUCCGGAGCCGCGCAAUCAAUGGCAAGAAAAUUGUCCUUAGAGACCACAAGCUGUACAUCGACACCGAAAACGCUGCCGAGACGGAUGAGUCCUCGGGCCAUCCCUUCGCAGGCUACUAUCUCCCCUACCCUGACAGCGAGUACGAGGGGCUUGUCAGCACAAUCACACACAUAGCUCCAAUUCUCAAUUGGAUCUACAUUGACAAAGAUACGUUCGAGGUCAAGUAUGGCGUUCGCGACCUCGCCCAACCUCAUCUUACCGGCCCAUUCGACUGCACCCGCCAGGACCGCCGGUUGACCUUCGAAGACUGGGAGGGUUUUGUGGCUGUCGAAGAGGCACCCAUGACCUGGGCACUUUACUUCGACCGAGAUGACACUGGGCUGAAGGGGAAGAUCCCACCUGGGCAGAAGGUGCUGGAGGUUGUCCUCACGCGGCAGGAACGGAAGAAGCUGAAAGAAGAGGCUCAGAAACCCAAGGAUACCGACAAGGAAAAGGCAGAACAGGCUGGUGACCACCAGGGUUCCUACAUCCAGGGUGCAGCAGCUGCUGCUCAGGGCGCCGCUCCCGACGCCGGGCAUGGUGCGAGCCCGGAGCCAUCGCAGCCACAUGUCCUCUCAGCGGCAGACCUCGCAAAGCUCAAGAUUGGAACCACUGGGCCGUCGUCGGUUUGGUCGGAUCAUGUGGAAGGCACCGUCAGUUCUCCCACGGAGCCAUGGGGCGCUGCGUCGAUGUGGUCCAACCAGGAACAACAGGCGGCUUCUGGGGCGGCGAGUCAUUUGGCACCCUUCACUCCAAGCAGCUCAAUCUACGGUGACGAUGAUGCUGGCACGGCGGUCAGCAUUGGAGUGCCCGAGGAGACCACACCCGGGCGGACCGGAUACCGACAGCCAUACGUGGAAGACGAGGCCUCGGCCACGAAGGACCUCAUCAUGGAAGAGCCCAAGAAGGAAGAUGUACGUGCCAUUGACGCCUUCGAGGGCAUCAGGCCAACACCAGUCGGACCGGUGGCCACUGAGAACCAAGAGGCGAUGGAUGCGGGUGCUGGCGCCGAGCCACAACCCGAGCCCGAAGACGUGGAAACGGUGGGGUCUGACAGUCUGAAGGCCGAGCCACGGAUCGAUCAGCAGGCGAGCAUCGAAGUUACGUCAGACACGGGAGAGCAACUCGAGACGAGGAAUGCAGAUGCCACACAACAUGACCAGGAUGGCUUGAAUGAGAUCCCACAUGAUGGGCACAAGGAUCCCGUCGACAGUGAGAAACAUUCGCCACAGGAAACGUCAGAUCAGUUGACUACACCACAAGUGGAUUUCCAGGUAUCGCACUCAGACCACGAUGUCCCGCCAAAGGAGUCCGUUGCAAACGGUGAUAUCGCCGCUGACAAGACGGAUGGCACUACGUUUGAGCAGGACAAUGUCAUGGCGGACCAGAGUCCCACCGAAGCAGAGCUUCAACUUGACAUGGCGCCAGCUCUCAAAAAUGACGGCGUCACUGCAGCCGACGGCCAGCGGCCUCUCGCCAUGCAUACUGAGCUUGCGCCAGUGAUGGAAGAAGAGGUUAGAGAGCCCGUAUCCACUCCGGUGGAAGCGAUGCGGCAGCUAACGCCUGGACUGCACGGCGCUGAACCGCCAUCUCCCGUUGACAACCUUCCCGCCUGGGCUACGCUUCCAGAGCCGUACUGGAAGGCGGCACCUGCCUCGCCGCCCCGAUCUCACUUUUCCAUUGAGGAGCCCGACACACCAAGGCAGCGCAACUUCUCUCGUCCCCAACACAGCAUUGAGUCGGAAUCAUCGCUGAGGCGCUACAAGUCCAAUACUUCGACAGAUGAUGAGAGAUUGUUCCGGGAGGAUAGUGCACCGCCGGUCACCAUUUCCAGGGAGCCAUACCCGGUCGAGGACGACCCAACGUCGACAGAUACGUCGUUGGUCGACACGUCGUACACGGCGCAUUCGCCCUGCGACGAGGAGGAUGCGACGGCGGAGGCUUCGGAACAGCAGGCGGCCGAAGGAAUGGAACCGACGAGCACUCAGUCCAGCGUCACUCUCGGCGAGCCAGGAUUGCAAGGUAAUCGAGACCAACCGCACGGGAAGGGAGCUGAUGGAUCCAUGCAGAGCACAUCAACAGCAGAAAGGCCUAAGAUGAGCUGGCGACGGUCGUUGGCGUCGCGGCUCAAGGUGUCCAAGGAAUCUGUACUCAAGCGUUCUCGCACAUCGUCAUGA
Molecule: messenger RNA, 2322 nt
Organism: Diplodia corticola
Lineage: Eukaryota; Fungi; Ascomycota; Dothideomycetes; Botryosphaeriales; Botryosphaeriaceae
Exons: 2
Coding region: 1-2322 (773 amino acids)
Source: RefSeq, a predicted model, not a curated record